Anastrepha obliqua is the source of this 1488-nucleotide messenger RNA. Its product is annotated as WD repeat-containing protein 74. The record is from RefSeq and is a predicted model, not a curated record. The transcript is spliced from 4 exons. Bases 125 to 1387 code for a protein of 420 amino acids. Gene Ontology annotation, biological process: ribosomal large subunit biogenesis. NCBI's taxonomy places the organism in Eukaryota, Metazoa, Arthropoda, Insecta, Diptera, Tephritidae. Gene Ontology annotation, cellular component: preribosome, large subunit precursor; nucleolus. Gene Ontology annotation, molecular function: protein binding.
GAUUUGUUUUUCUGUUUAUGCACGUGUUAGUCGGUUUGUUUGGAUUGUAAUUUUCAGAUUUAAGUUUAGAAAAAAACAAUUCAAUAAUUACUUCCUGGAUUCGGUUAAGGUAAUUUGUUGAGAAAUGAAGUGGACCACAGCGAAUUUUAAAACUCCUAACUAUACGGAAAACCAUGAACUCUACGUUGGCACAAGUACCGGCUCUUUCAAAAGAUUUGUGCCUGCUUUUGAGGAGAAUCCUUUCGCACAGCGAAAUCUUUGUGAUAUAAGCCAGCUUGAAAAACAUGAUCGUGUUACAGCGUUAGCUUUUGGGAGUGAUACAUCUGAAAUUUUAAUUGGCCGCGCUAAACAGAAUGCUCAGCUUCAUUCGCUGUGUACCGACAAACUAGAGCGCACUUUCGAUCUUAAAUUUACACCAAUCAUGGGGUUUGCACGUUUUGACGAAUAUUUAGCAGCUGGCUUCUCCAAUGGUAAAGUGCAGCGAAUUUCCCUCGAGAAUAGUUCAGAAUCAGAGCUUUUGGUUAGUAGCGGAGACGAUAUGUCACAUCUACGUCAAUGCCCGAUAAAUCGAAAUCUUGUGGCUACUGGUGGUAAAGGACGUCAAAACAAUUUAAAGAUUUUCGACAUGGCGGUUGAUGGUAAACAAUUAUUCAGUUCGAAAAAUUUGCCCAAUGAUUUCCUUCAGCUCGAAGUACCAGUUUGGGAUAGUGACGUGUGCUUUAUAGAUUCCCCAUAUACACUUGCUACUUGUUCGCGUUAUGGUUAUGUGCGAGUGUAUGAUACUCGUAAACAGCGCCGUCCUGUGCAGCGUUUCGCCACUGAGGAUCAGUUGAGCUUUGCCACUCUAGCGGCGCAUGGAAAUUUCAUAUAUACAGGCACAACAAUGGGAGCCAUGAAGGCAUUUGAUAUAAGAUUCAUGAAGAGAUUUCUACAUACUUAUAAAGGCUUUACUGGUGCUAUCAGUGAUGUCUCAUUAGACAGUACUGGCAAAUAUUUGGCUUCUGCGUCCUUGGAUCGUUACGUUCGUGUACAUCACGUGGACUCCACAGUUCUUCUCUAUCAAUGCUAUGUAAGGUCAAAGGCUACUCGUGUAUUAAUACGUGAAUCGACUGAUAAUCCAAACUCUGGUGCAACUGAAGCGACGGAAGAAGACGUAAAUGAGAGUAAAAGCUCAAAAAAGUUUUCUAAAAAAGCAAGACGUGCUGAGCCAGAGGAUAAAGAGUAUGAGGACAUGUUUGAAAAUAUGCAAACAGUGUGUGAUAAUGAAAAUGAUGACGAUAGUGAAGGGGAAACUGAAUCGGCUGAAGAAACAAAAAGAAACGAGAAAAUCGGCUCCAAGCGAAAGGUUGAUAAUCAAGUUGGCAAAAAUAAAAAGAAGAAAAAAUGAAGAGCAUGUUUUUUGUACAUAAGCUUAAUAUGUAUGUAUGUAUGUUUAAUAUAUGAUUGGUUGAAAAUAAGAAAUAAAAUCUAUACGCCUUUUCAAAAGAA